ACUCAUCAUUAAUGCAACCAGUCACACCUGUGAUAGUUGAGUCAACAUGUCUGUUUCUCUUUGUUCAUUUUAAUGUAAACUGCAGAAAUGAUGUGUGACCUAAAAGUAGAAAAAUAUGCAUGAACUUAAUGAAAAAGCCAUGAAAAGACCUUUCCAGAUAGUAAGUGUAACAGUUCAACACGCUUACUGUGAUGCUCUAAAGAUGUAUGCAACCCUACAUGUGUUAAAGUGGAUUUAGAUGCAACGUAGAAAUAAGAUUGCAUAACACCAGGGAUCCUGUGAAUGGGAGGAGUAAAUCAGGACCGCAAGCCUGAAAUACACGUUCUGCAAACCCUCCAAUCCAGUCGGCUUUACUCUGUGUAGCCCGGAGCAGCAGAUCACAGCUCUCUGAGCCACCACAACAUUCCUGAUAGCAUUCUCCUCGCUGGUAACCAUUUUAGUUGUUUUUAUUUGAGCUGUGAGUCCGGAGAACCGGAGUUUAUUGGGGAUGGAGGCUGCUGUUGCUGAGAGAAACGCGCCGGUGAGCCGGCUGGAGAGAUGCAACCACACGGCGUUCAUAGAGAAGCACACGCUAUAUGUGUGGGGAGGUUACCAGGUAGUUGCUGGAGAGGACAUCAUGUUGCCCAGUGAUGAGAUAUGGCUCUGUGAUCUAGACAGCGGGGUGUGGGAGCAGAGGCAGAUCACUGGUGACAAACCCCCAGAAUUAUCACGCUCCUGUGGCUCUCAUGUUAACGGCACACUCUACAUCUUUGCAGGGCAAAGCUCCGUUGGAUACACAAACCAGAUGUUCAGCGUUGACCUCACAGAGCAGAGCUUCUCGUGGAAGAGAGUGACCAACACCAAGGGAACGACACCCUCACCACGAAACGAACACUCCUGCUGGGUUCACCGAGAAAGAUUUAUCUACUUUGGUGGAUAUGGAUGUAAGACCAUAGGAGAGGUACAGAACACAUCAACAUCAAGCUUCGUCGUGGAUGAGAUGUCCUGGUCAACAAUUGGAGACACGUUAUUUAGGUGCUGGGGUUGGAACAAUGAAAUCAGUGUUUUUGAUACACAUACCGCCACGUGGAGCACGCCACAGACUAAGGGUCCUGCUCCUGCCCACAGAAGCUGCCAUGCCAGUGCCCUUCUGGGGAACAAAGGUUACGUCUCUGGUGGCGUGGACAUGGCGGAGUUGGACAUGUUCUGCUUAGACCUGGACACCUGGACCUGGACUUGCUUUGACAUCUCCCCAUCCUGCUCACCUCUGGGGCGCUCCAUGUUCACCAUGACGCCCACAUCAGAUCACACACUCUUCAUUUACGGAGGUCUCAGCACGGACGGAAAAACUCUUAAUGAUGCCUGGCAGUUUAACACACAAAAGAGAGAGUGGAACAUGCUGAUGCACCCACACAAGGACAAACCCAGAGUCAGUCACACAGCGUGCCUGGGAAGUGACAACGAUGUGGUCGUGUUCGGGGGAAGCAGCAAAAUGUGCUUUCUCAUAGAUUCGGUGGUUAUUCUGAGGGCUCCAUCACAUAAUCUGUGCAGAGACGUGUUCAUGUUUCAGACCCAGCCGUACUCCCUCUCCAGAUUGUGUGACGACUUUAUAGGAGGAAACCCGGAGCUGUUUGGGGAGCAGCUGAAGUGGCUGCCAUCAAAGUUGCGAAACAAAAUCGACAAGCGAGCGGCCUUUUUCUCUUCUACGAAGCCCGUUCUUACAGAGUUAGUUUUUUAGUUCCUGAGCUAGUUUGUUGUUGUAGUAAUAAUAAUUCUUCUUCUUCUUAUUAUUAUUAUUAUUAUUAUUAUUAUUAUUAUUAUUAUUAUUAUUACAAAACUGUUCUUUUCAUGUGUUGGAAAUGUUUUUUGUGUUUAAUGAUUUAAAAAAGAAAGUGGCAUUUUAACUUAAGACACAUUUGUAUGUUUUCUUUGUCUUGUUUUAAACGACCACUUUAGAUUUGGUAAGAGUUUACUCCUUAUGGUGAUUUAAUGAUGUGCAAUCUGUUUUUGAAAUAAAGAUAUUGAUAUGAUGUAUA
Molecule: messenger RNA, 2015 nt
Organism: Cottoperca gobio
Lineage: Eukaryota; Metazoa; Chordata; Actinopteri; Perciformes; Bovichtidae
Product: kelch domain-containing protein 1-like
Exons: 13
Coding region: 488-1717 (409 amino acids)
Molecular function (GO): protein binding
Source: RefSeq, a predicted model, not a curated record